Molecule: messenger RNA, 612 nt
Organism: Elephantulus edwardii (Cape elephant shrew)
Lineage: Eukaryota; Metazoa; Chordata; Mammalia; Macroscelidea; Macroscelididae
Product: probable ribosome biogenesis protein RLP24-like
Exons: 6
Coding region: 121-612 (163 amino acids)
Biological process (GO): ribosomal large subunit biogenesis
Cellular component (GO): nucleolus
Source: RefSeq, a predicted model, not a curated record
ACUAAGGACUCUCGCCUUUGCCGAGGGCGAGACUGCGGAAAGAACCACUUCCUGUGAUCAGGCUACAUCACUUCCUCCCACGCUUGGCUUUCGGCUGGUGGGUACUCACGAGGGGUCAACAUGCGUAUAGAGAAGUGUUACUUCUGUUCGGGGCCCGUCUACCCCGGCCACGGCAUGAUGUUCGUCCGCAACGAUUGCAAGGUGUUCCGAUUUUGUAAAUCCAAAUGUCAUAAAAACUUUAAAAAGAAGCGCAAUCCUCGCAAGGUCAGGUGGACUAAAGCAUUUCGGAAAGCAGCGGGUAAAGAACUUACAGUGGAUAAUUCAUUUGAAUUUGAAAAGCGUAGAAAUGAACCUGUCAAAUACCAGCGGGAACUGUGGAAUAAAACUAUUGAUGCAAUGAAGAGAGUGGAAGAGAUUAAACAAAAACGCCAAGCUACAUAUAUAAUGAACAGGUUAAAGAAAAAUAAAGAAUUACAGAAAGCUCAGGAUAUCAAAGAAGUCAAGCAAAACAUUCAUCUUAUCCGGGCACCUGUUGCAGGCAAAGGAAAGCAGCUGGAAGAAAAAAUGGUACAGAAAUUGCAAGAGGAUGUGGAUAUGGAAGAUACUUCUUAA